AUGGCAAAUAAUUGCCCCCUGCAGCACCCCCACCACAGGCACGGGCUGCCCUGCCAGCCCCCGGUGCUGGACACAGACCGGACCCAGCAUCCCUACCCCCAGGGACACAAAGGGCUGGAGCAGGGGCUGUCCCAGCAGGACCAAUUUUGGGGGCCGGAAACUGAAAUCUGUGAAAGAAACUUGAGAUCAGCCUGCAGCGCCGGCGCCCGCCGCAGCCUCAAGACCAACCUGUGCAAGUGGUGCGACUCCACAGCUCCAGCCUGCGAGGACAAGGUGUGUUACAGCAACUGCAACCUCAACUCCUACUGCGAGGACCCCUACGAGAUCUGCGUGGCAAUAUGGAGGCAGGACAACGAGAGCAUCAGGAUCAGCACGCUCUGCCACAACCCCCAGCGCCCCAUCGAAAACUUCAUGGUCCCCAACUACAACACCUCACGCUGCAUCAUGAGCCACCAGCCCAGCGAGGAUGGGAUCAUCUACGUCUGUGGCUGUGUGGAUGAGCAGGAGUGCAACGACAAACUCAUCUUUGAGAACCACACCAAUGGCUACUCCAUGCUGCAGAGCAAAGAGGUGAUCCCAGUGGCUGCCAUCAGCCUCCUGCCCCCGCUGCUGGUGGCGGUGAUGAUCACGGUGAUAUUUUACCUCUGCCGCACACAGAAGCGACGCAAGAGAGCCAAGGCGUGGGGUGGGAAACAGGGACAGCCCCCGGCGCUGCCGGAGCCAGGGAAGGCAAGCGAGCGGGAGGAGAAGUUGUCCGUGCUGAUGGAUGAGAGCCCGGCCAGCAGCCGCCCCGCGGAGCUGCUGCCCAUCGAGCUGGACGAGAUGGUGGGCAAGGGGCAGUUCGCCGAGGUGUGGAGGGCCAAGCUCAGCCACAGCCGCUCGGGGCAGUACGAGACGGUGGCCGUGAAGAUCUUCCCCUGCGAGGAAUAUUCCUCCUGGAAGAACGAGAGCCAGAUCUUCACUGACACCAGCCUCAGGCACGACAGCGUCCUGCAGUUCCUCACUGCCGAGGACCGGGGCACGGGGCCCCGCCGGGAGUACUGGCUCAUCACCGCCUACCACAGCCGGGGCAACCUCAAGGACUACCUCUCCUGCCACGUGCUGAGCUGGAUGGAGCUGCAGAAGAUGGCUGGCUCCCUGGUGAGCGGGGUGGCCCACCUUCACAGCGACUACACCGCCUGCGGCCACCCCAAAAUCCCCAUCGCCCACCGCGACAUCAAGAGCACAAACGUCCUGGUGAAGAACGAGCAGGAGUGCGUGCUCUGCGACUUCGGCAUCGCCAUACGCCUCGACCCCUCCCUCACAGUGGAUGACUUUGCCAACAGCGGGCAGGUGGGCACUGCCAGGUACAUGGCCCCAGAGGUCCUGGAGUCCAGAGUGAACCUGGAAGACCUGGAGUCUUUCAAGCAGAUGGAUGUCUACUCCAUGGCCCUGGUUUUGUGGGAAAUGGCCUCCAGAUGUGAAGUGGUAGGAGAGGUAAAGAAUUAUGAGCUGCCUUUUGGGUCGAAAGUCCAGGAGCAGCCUUGUGUGGACACCAUGAGGGACAUCGUGCUGCAUGGGAGAGGCCGGCCUGAGAUCCCAAGCAGCUGGCUGGUACACCAGGGAAUGCGCUUCCUGUGCGACACCAUCACCGAGUGCUGGGACCACGACCCCGAGGCUCGGCUCACCGCCCACUGCGUGGCUGAGCGCUUCAACCUGAUGGCACAGAUGGAUUGUGAUGACAUCCUCAACAACAACAUGGACAACGAGGCCAGCAAAACAGCUGCCCCAGCUGGGGAGCACCAGGACAGCGAUGGGAGCAGAAACAUUCAGUGA
Molecule: messenger RNA, 1815 nt
Organism: Cinclus cinclus
Lineage: Eukaryota; Metazoa; Chordata; Aves; Passeriformes; Cinclidae
Product: TGF-beta receptor type-2-like
Exons: 7
Coding region: 1-1815 (604 amino acids)
Biological process (GO): protein phosphorylation; transforming growth factor beta receptor signaling pathway; heart development
Cellular component (GO): plasma membrane; signaling receptor complex
Molecular function (GO): metal ion binding; type I transforming growth factor beta receptor binding; activin binding
Source: RefSeq, a predicted model, not a curated record